AUAUAUAUAUACAUAUAUACGCAUGAGAGAGAGAGAACUCCGACUAGAAUCUGAUUAAAACCCUAUAAGCCAAGCCGUCCAAGGUCCCUUUCUACGGCAACCAGAACGAUUUUUGCUGUCGUAUCAGCCCGUGUUGUGCGGUGGGUCAGUCGGUGGCCGGUGACGGACGUGCGGCGGAGAUGAAGGUUGUGGGACUAGUAAGUGGCGGCAAGGACAGCUGCUAUGCCAUGAUGAAAUGUAUCGAAUACGGCCACCAGAUUGUCGCAUUGGCGAAUUUGUUGCCGUCUGAUGAUUCAGUGGACGAGCUUGAUAGCUACAUGUAUCAAACUGUCGGGCACCAGAUAGUUGUCAGCUAUGCAAAAUGCAUGGGAGUGCCAUUAUUUCGAAGGCGAAUACAAGGAUCAACAAGGGAUCAUAAUCUUAGCUACAAUAUGACUCCCGGUGAUGAAGUUGAAGAUAUGUUUAUCUUGUUAAAUGAAGUAAAACGACAGAUACCCUCCAUUACGGCAGUUUCUUCUGGUGCAAUUGCAUCAGAUUAUCAGAGACUACGGGUGGAAAGUGUGUGUUCGAGAUUGGGACUUGUUUCUCUGGCUUAUUUAUGGAAGCAAAAUCAGUCAUUGCUCCUUCAAGAAAUGAUAAACAAUGGGAUUGUGGCUGUCACAGUAAAGGUUGCAGCCAUUGGAUUAUCCCCUUCAAAGCACUUGGGGAAAGAACUAGCUCACUUGAAGACCCAUCUACACAAGUUAAAAGAGUUGUAUGGUAUAAAUGUAUGUGGUGAAGGAGGAGAAUAUGAAACAUUAACACUUGACUGUCCCCUCUUCAAUAAUGCUAGUAUUGUGCUGGAUGAAUUUCAAGUUGUACUUCACUCUUCAGACUCGAUAGCUCCUGUUGGAAUCCUUCAUCCUCUGACAUUCCAUUUGGAAAAUAAGCCAGAGCACGUCUCUUUAAGCGACAAUAAUAGUAGUGGCUCCUGUCCGGGAAAAAUGGAUUCUGUAUAUGAAGUUCUUGGGGACUGCCCAGAAAGAUGUGAAGUUAAGAGCCAGUCUUUUGUUGUGGCCUUAAGUUCAACUGAAGUUCCAGAACAUAAACUCCACAUUUCAAAAACUAAACGGGAUAAUACAUUUUCCAUAAGUUGCUGGUUGCAGGAUUUUUGCAAAACUUCAGCAGAUCUGCAAGAGGAUCUUAAGGCCGUUUUAAUGAAAAUCGAGUUACAACUCAAGGAGUAUGGUUGUUCUUGGGAGGAUGUACUGUACAUCCAUCUAUAUGUUGCUGAUAUGAAUGAGUUCGCAAUGGCAAAUGAGACGUACGUGCAAUUUAUAACGCAGGAGAAGUGCCGUUUUGGUGUUCCAUCCCGCAGUACGAUUGAGCUUCCUCUGUUGCAAGUUGGUUUAGGAAGGGCAUAUGUUGAAGUAUUGGUGGCAAAUGAUCAAAGUAAAAGAGUUUUGCAUGUUCAAAGUAUCUCUUGCUGGGCUCCUAGUUGCAUUGGACCAUAUAGCCAGGCAACCUUACACAAGGAGAUGCUUCACAUGGCUGGGCAGCUGGGGCUUGACCCUCCAACUAUGUCACUCUGUAGUGGAGGCCCUACUGUGGAGCUUGAGCAAGCCCUGGAGAACAGUGAGGCAGUGGCACAAUGCUUCAAGUAUUCUAUAUCUACAUCGGCUAUUGCCUUUGUCAUUUACUGUUCGCAUGACAUUCCUUCAUCAGAAAGGAUCAGUAUCCUGGACAAGCAGGAUUCGUAUCUUAAGCAAAAGAGAUCGCUUCAUUUAGAUAAUGGAAACAUGUCUAAGAUUCUUGACCCCAUUUUUUUAUAUGUUCUUGUGCCUGAUCUCCCAAAAAGAGCGCUUGUGGAAGUGAAGCCUACCCUAUAUGCUGCGGAGGAUACAGAAACUGCUAAUGAUCAUGUUGUGCCAGACCUGUCAUGCAAAGUGGCAUGCGGUUACUGGGGUUUCCAGCAUGAACUCUGGCAUGAUAUUUGCUUUCAGAAAUGUAUUGUUCAUGGAAAAAUAUGUGCAAUCAUCCUAUCAAUUACAGAUGAACUGGCUGUGAAGAUCUGUUCUGAGUCUGCAAGCACAAAUCAAGUUGAUGGGGAUCGGCGAACUUUUCUCACAGAAGGAAAAAUGAAAAAAAUAGCAAGGUUUUCCAUUUAUCUUCUUGAUAAAAUACUUCUGGAAAGCUAUUUUACUUGGGAUGAUACAAUGAACUUGAGGCUCUAUUACCCAACAAGUCUUGAGAUGUCCCAUGAAACAUUAUCAGUCAUGUUCAGCAAUGUAUUUAACGAAUUCGCUGAAAUGAGUGGGAGGGUUAAGAGUAGCAAGGAACCGAUUUUCAACCUUGUUCCUGUCUUAGGGGCUGGGAGGUCUGCAACAUCGAUGGAUGAUAUUAUUACAUGUGAAUUAUUUGCCAGGAAAUCUUGAACAACUCCAUUAGCCUUUGUGGAGCCAUUUGUUUAUGCAAUCAGCAAGAAUCCAGCGAGCAGUUCAUAACAAGGUUCCAUUCCAUACGAAUAAUUAGCACUUCAUUUGUUUUUUAUGUAAACAUCAAAAAGAAACCAGCAAGGAAAAGAGCAGUUUAGACAGUACGAAUUUUUAGCACCUGAUUGUGGUUUUAACCCUUUGUUUUAGGUCACCUUAUAAACCAUAUGCUUAAGAAUUUUGUUUUUUUAAUUAAUUAGUGUAAUUGUGAUGUAUUCUCCAGGGUUUUACGAUAACUUUUCUAUAUCAGGGUCUGUUUUUGCCUU
This is a messenger RNA of Cornus florida, 2737 nucleotides long. RefSeq names its product diphthine--ammonia ligase. Gene Ontology annotation, molecular function: diphthine-ammonia ligase activity. Gene Ontology annotation, biological process: protein histidyl modification to diphthamide. NCBI's taxonomy places the organism in Eukaryota, Viridiplantae, Streptophyta, Magnoliopsida, Cornales, Cornaceae. The transcript is spliced from 12 exons. The record is from RefSeq and is a predicted model, not a curated record. Bases 180 to 2414 code for a protein of 744 amino acids.